AUGGCUGGAAUGUUGGCGCCCAACGGGGAUGCGGAGUAUCUGAACCUAGCAACGAAGCGACUCCAAGAACCAUCUCGAGAGUCUUCCGUCUUGGCAAAUAAUGUAGCAAACCAUCUCAGCAUUGAAAUCUCGGAGGACCCAAUGCAGCAGGAACUUGACGAUUUCAUCGAUGAGCUGGAUGAAGCGGAGCACGGGCCUACGGCGCCGUACGUCUCAUCAUUACCUACCGGACUUUGCUACGAUGUCCGUAUGCGUUACCACUGCGAGCUCGAUCCACCAAAGCAGAGUCGGGACUUUCAUCCUGAGGAUCCGCGGCGGAUUUUCAAGAUCUACAAAGAGCUAUGUAUGGCCGGCCUGGUCAACGAUCCUAUGCUGAAUACCGGGAAUUUGAUACCCAACCCGCUUCUUCGGAUCGACGCUCGCAAUGUCUCCGAGUCGGAGGUUUGUUUGGUACACGAUAAAAGACAUUGGGACUUUAUGGUGACUACUGCAAGUAUGGCACCAGACGAUCUGGUUGUCUUGGAAAGAACGUUCGAUUCUAUCUAUCUGAAUGUGACGACUUUUAGAUUCAAGAAUGCCAUUGCGGUGAUCCGACCUCCGGGACAUCAUGCAGAGUGUAAUCAACCGAUGGGGUUCUGUAUCUUCGAUAACGUCAGCAUUGCCGCCAAAGUUUGUCGGUCGGAUUUUCCAGAGACAUGUCAAAGGAUCCUGAUACUUGAUUGGGAUGUUCAUCAUGGUAACGGCAUACAGCAGGCGUUCUACCAAGAUCCAAAUGUUCUGUACAUCUCUCUCCACGUUCACGAGGAUGGCAAUUUUUACCCUUCUGGUAACUAUGGUGAUCAUUUGCACUGUGGUGGUGAGGCUGGAUUAGGAAGGAACAUUAACAUCCCCUGGCCCACCAAAGGCAUGGGCGACGCAGACUAUAUGCUUGCCUUUCAGCAUAUUGUCAUGCCUGUUGCCUACGAGUUCGAUCCCGAUUUGGUGAUUAUCGCCGCUGGAUUUGACGCUGCUGAGGGCGAUCAACUUGGCGGCUGUUUCGUCACUCCAGCGUGUUAUGCUCAAAUGACACACAUGCUUAUGAGUCUUGCACAAGGAAAACUUGUAGUGUGUCUUGAGGGUGGCUACAACCUCACAUCAAUCUCGAAAUCGGCUUUAGCUGUGACGCGAACUCUUAUCGGUGAGAUGCCAGACCGGAUACGAGAUACAAAAGCGACGGAAACAGGCAUCGAAACCGUUCAAAUGGUGGCUAUGUACCAGUCUCGGUUUUGGACAAGUCUUUACCCCAAGAACGCGCAUCAAGACAUUGGCAAUAAACAUGGCGCGGAGCGCAUGCACGAUGUGAUACGUUACUACCAAGCAAGCCAACUCAAGGAGAACCACAACAUGAUUAAUGUCAAGGUGUAUCGCGAGAAGCUUUCCAAGUCAUUUGAAAAUCAAGUGAUUGCAACGCCCAAUUUUGAGGAGGCAGUGCCACUAGUAGUGAUCUUCCAUGACCCGCCGGAAUUAAUGGGGACGCCACAUCCUGUCACCCAUAAGCUGGAGUUGCAUAAUACAUGGCUCGCUGAUGACUUGAAGCAUUAUGUCGAUUGGGCCGCAAACCUCGGAUACGGAGUUAUUGACGUGAACGUUCCUAAGCACCUCACCACUACUGAAGAAAACAAAGGCUAUGGGGUAGAAGAUGAGGCCGAGCGUUUUUCUGCAAGCAAUGAGCUUGCUGUAUAUCUUUGGGAGAACUACAUCGAUUGCAAUGAUGCCACAGAGAUCUUCUUCUUUGGCGCCGGAUUUGCGUAUGAAAGCAUUAUACAUCUCCUCAUCAACCGAGAAGAAGAUUUCACCAAGCGGGUCACAGGUAUGGUCAACUUCAUCUCCGGAAAUCGCCUGAAAGCGGUCUCAGACCACGGCUUCUUCCAGCAUGGCCAGUCAUUGUCCAAAUGGUACCGAGCAAAUUCUGUCAAUUUUGUGGCAAAUAACCAUCUGGUCUGGGAUAUAGACGGUUCUAAGAAACCCUCGAAACGCUUUGGGAAUCUCGUGCGGAGUCCGGUCUGUGGCUUGAACGACAUGCUUGGGCAGCAUCAGGAGGAGGUACAGGGUUUCAUCACAAGGAGAGUGGUCCGGAGAGACGAUGACAUCGAGGAAGAGGAGAAAUUGAUGUGA
Messenger RNA from Letharia lupina, 2154 nucleotides. RefSeq lists its product as uncharacterized. Gene Ontology annotation, biological process: chromatin organization. Gene Ontology annotation, cellular component: histone deacetylase complex. The transcript is spliced from 16 exons. The coding region runs from base 1 to 2154 and encodes 717 amino acids. Gene Ontology annotation, molecular function: histone deacetylase activity. NCBI's taxonomy places the organism in Eukaryota, Fungi, Ascomycota, Lecanoromycetes, Lecanorales, Parmeliaceae. The record is from RefSeq and is a predicted model, not a curated record.